Prosopis cineraria is the source of this 1772-nucleotide messenger RNA. RefSeq names its product protein G1-like5. The transcript has 2 exons. The record is from RefSeq and is a predicted model, not a curated record. Bases 566 to 1198 code for a protein of 210 amino acids. Gene Ontology annotation, cellular component: nucleus. Lineage: Eukaryota; Viridiplantae; Streptophyta; Magnoliopsida; Fabales; Fabaceae. Gene Ontology annotation, biological process: response to light stimulus; mRNA transcription.
GCAAAAAACCCCAAUCCCUUGCCAGCCUCAGAAAUCAAAGAAAAACAAACCCACCAGCACUCCCUGCCAUGCCCCUCUUGGACCCUUUCUAGUAUCACUCAAUAAUAACUACAACUGCAACACAGCAAACAGCCACAGUCCACUCACACUUCCCAUCAAUCUCUUCACCAUCAUAAUCUCCUUUUGCUUCACCAUUUUCAGCUCUCCCCUCUCUUUUGGUUUUCCUCUUUUCCCUUCACCAUGGCGAUCUAGUUGGUUUCUUUAAAAGUUUAUACAGUAACUGGUAAAAAAGAUUAAUUUUUUUAUUAAAAUAAAUUCCCAAGCAACGUGACUGCUCCACUGUUACCCAAAUUAUAAGUAUAUCGAUGGAUUCCGUCAUAUUUUAAUCUCAUCCAAUCUCCAUUUCUCGGCUUCUCGCUCAGUCUCCUCCGAGUCUGUCACUGUCUUAGGAACCCUAGAUAAGCGUUCAAGUUGAACCGAGGAGACAAUCUACGCACUCGUACGAAGUGAAUAUAUUGCCUUGGAUCUGCUUGUCCCAGAACACGUCUAGGUUUCUUUCCUUCUCAUGGAUUCAAUUCAAGAAUUCAUGGACACGUGUAACUCCGACAACACCGGCAGUCUUACCCAUGCCACCUCCGCUAGCGGCGGCAGCUUAGCCGCCAGCUCCUCCUCCUCAGCCUCCCCCGCCACCACCAGCAGCCGCUACGAGAACCAGAAGCGCCGUGACUGGAACACCUUCGGUCAGUACCUCAAGAACCACCGACCCCCUCUGUCCCUCUCCAGGUGCAGCGGUGCCCACGUUCUCGAAUUCCUUCGGUACCUAGAUCAAUUUGGAAAGACCAAAGUGCAUACACCGAUCUGCCCCUUUUACGGCCACCCGAACCCUCCAGCGCCGUGUCCAUGCCCUCUCCGACAGGCAUGGGGCAGCCUCGACGCGCUUAUCGGUCGCUUGAGAGCAGCUUUUGAAGAGAAUGGGGGCAAGCCUGAAGCCAACCCGUUUGGAGCUCGAGCGGUGAGACUGUACCUUCGCGAGGUUCGUGAUCUGCAGUCGAAAGCAAGAGGGAUUAGCUAUGAGAAGAAGAAGAGGAAGAGGCCGCCGCCGCAGCCGCAGCAGCAACCUCCGCCACCAAUGCCUCUCCAGCUACCUCAUCAUCUUCAUCAUCACCAUCAUCUCCCACCUCCAGGUGCAACUCAAUAAGCUAGCUAGCGAAUUGAUGAUCAAUUCCUUGUUGCCAUGGACAAACUCUACUCUCGCUCUUUCUAGUAUAAUACCCAGGUGGGGGUCUCUUCCUCCCUUGGUGAUUUGAAUGGGCUUUUAGAGUCAUGCUCCUUAGUGCUAGUGCUCUACUUUAGUGUUAUUUAGGGUUGGCUCCUUUCCUUUCCUUUGCUUCCCCCCUCUCCCCUCAGUUAAUUUUUCUAAAUGCUUUUCUCUCUCGCUAUAUAGACUGUUUGUCUUUGUAUCCUUUUCAUAAACCAGAAGCAAAAGGUUAAAGAUCAUCUGGGAUAUCAUGAAAAUCUGCUUUUGAUGCAAACGCUGUGGGACUCAUGUUUUAACACACUGCUAGUGGAGUACUGAAAAGCGGGAGUCAUGAGAGUUAAUGUACAUGGAGGUCAUGAUCAUCCUUCUAUAUCAUGAGAGUGUGUGUGCCAUUAUUAUUCAUAUAGUUCUACCUAAUGUAGUUGGAUAUAUAUAUAUAUAUCCUAUGUCAAGCUUAGGCUUGAAGAUAAUUAUGUGACUUUGAUCAUUCUUACUUCUCUCUUUUGGGGCAUCA